Molecule: messenger RNA, 684 nt
Organism: Symbiodinium sp. CCMP2592
Lineage: Eukaryota; Dinophyceae; Suessiales; Symbiodiniaceae
Source: the annotation of a GenBank genome assembly
AUGCAAAACACCACCCAUCGAGACGGGCCAGAAGCUCAGGGUGCUGACCUGGAACGCCGGGGGCUUAACCAAGCAAGUCUUUCAGGAAUUGGAAAGUUUGCUAGAGACUCCAACUUCGACGUCAUUUACAUCCAAGAGACCAAAUGGUCUGAAGACAGCAACUGGAGCAACCGCGAGUUCCACUACAUCCACUCAGCGGGUGUCAAGGGAGACAAGGCAGGCGGAGUGCUCACUAUGGUUUCCACCAGGAUCGCCCGGAGAGAUGAUGUUCAGUAUCUUGCCGUGCACGUCAGCGGUGACAAACUCCUACCCGUCGGGACCUACCACAAGGCUGACCACAUGGACUUUAUGCACAUCUGUGAAGCCAUGGUCCCAAAAAGCUACCUUCACCUUUGGGAACCUAAUGUCAUCACCAGGCAAUCAACAGCCACGUACGCGGCGAAGAAGGCUGGCACAAAACUUGACUUCCCGGUGGCUGCAUGGAGAGAUGGUGCGAGGCACUACCCGGUUGUGGCGGAAAUCCCGAUGCCGUCGCAUACUUGGCACGCGCAAGCACCGAAGCCAACGGCCCACAUCGAUACUGCGCAGCUCAUUCAAGAUCUUCAGCAACGGGAAGCACCUGAGGCACUACAACUUUUUCGUCAAGAAAUCCAGGACAAGGCAGCGCCGGACAUCGAGAAAUAG